AAGUCAACCCAGACAACACAGAGAUGGAACCUGUCACCACCAGCUAUGUUGGGAACAUUAAUACAACAGAGUACAGCUACUAUGAUACAGAGCCAUUAAUCCCAAUGUGUAAAGCUGACGACUAUAAAACGACCACCGGAGUCUGCUACGCCAUCAUCUUCUUCAUUAGCAUCCUUGGAAAUGGUUUCCUCAUUGGUGCAUUGACCUGCUACGAAGAUGUGAAGCGGGCCACCAAUCUCUUCAUGUUCUGCCUGGCGCUUUUCGAUCUUCUGUUCACCCUGACCUUGCCUUUCUGGUCCGCGGAGUUCCUUCAUCAUUGGGUUUUCGGUGACGUUGUGUGUAAAAUCAUGACCGGGGCAUAUUUUGUAGGCAUCUACGGAAGUCUCAUCCUUCUGACCACCAUGACCCUUGAUCGAUUUGUUGUGGUGGUGGUGAGAAGCUAUUGGCUAACAAGGAGUCGAAGGCUUAAAUGCGCAAAAGGCGCCUGCAUCGGCGCCUGGAUCAUCAGCUUGAUUGCUUGUCUGAGAGAUUCGGUCUCGGCAAAAGUGCAAGACAUACACAUAGAGAACUAUUCUUGUCAAAGCAUCAGCACAACUGAUGAAAAGUUUGGAUAUUACGCGCAGCUCAUUCUGCUGUUCUUCGUGCCAUUCGCUGUCAUCGUUUUUUGUUACGCUAAAAUCCUCCUGACCUUCAUGUCAACGUCGACCAAGCAAAAAUCCAGGACUGUGAUAUUGGUGCUGUGUAUUGUUGUAGCUUUCUUCAUAUGCUGGGGUCCCUAUCAUAUCAUCGUGGUCUUGAUGUCCAUCUAUGAUUUCGAUGCCUGCAAGCAUUAUGAGCUGCAUAUUGCAUUUAUCGUCUGCAGGAUUCUGGCAUUUUCUCACUGCUGCAUUAACCCGGCACUGUAUAUCGUCCGAGGGAAGUACAGAAAGCUGUUGUGCAGCUUGUUGUUUUGCUCUCCAGAUCUCAGACACUCCAGGUCUUACAGAGGACCGACGGAUCCCAGCGACUUUAGGGAGCAUUCCUGUGUGAAUGAAACAGGAAACUGUGGAGCGAUACAAACUAAUGCCACAGAGAUUUAGACUGCUGGUAUGCACACAAUUGAUUUGUGUUGGGGCAACAUGAAGGAAUUAAGUUAGCUAUUAGAUUUUACAACAUAAACAUAAUUAAGUUGCCCCCCCCCCCUCCUCUCAAAAAAAACCUCAGGAAAUGUGUUGUUUCAGCUCAUUUUAAAUAAGCAGCUAAAUGAGUAGUGUAUGAUAUUUUUUUUACUUAGAGAAAAAUAAUAUGGUUUGUAUAA
Messenger RNA from Danio aesculapii, 1297 nucleotides. RefSeq names its product chemokine (C motif) receptor 1b, duplicate 2 (gene xcr1b.2). Gene Ontology annotation, cellular component: membrane. Gene Ontology annotation, molecular function: chemokine receptor activity. The record is from RefSeq and is a predicted model, not a curated record. Bases 24 to 1079 code for a protein of 351 amino acids. The transcript is spliced from 2 exons. Lineage: Eukaryota; Metazoa; Chordata; Actinopteri; Cypriniformes; Danionidae. Gene Ontology annotation, biological process: immune response; G protein-coupled receptor signaling pathway; chemotaxis.